ACAAUCGUUCCGAAGAGCGGCCAGCACCAAGACAUGGAUGUCGUUGUUCCUCACACACAAUUCAAUCCCUGCUGGGCCAAGUACCACCGCUUCCAGCCCCGUCAGCACAAUAGCAGUUUGGGUGACAUUUCUCCCCCAGCUCUUAUUCUUAUAGAUAUAUUCAUCGUUAACAAUUCCGGUAUGUCUAGUGCGAUCACUGAGCGCCACGCUCCCACUGAUAUUCAUCUAGCCGAACGCUACUUUGUGAAAUUUCUACAACAAAAGCAAACACUCGUACAUACCCUAAAGAAAUUGGUGCGGGGUCUUGCUGCUAGUAAGACCUAG
Bipolaris victoriae FI3 is the source of this 324-nucleotide messenger RNA. RefSeq lists its product as hypothetical. The annotation marks the transcript as partial. The transcript has a single exon. The record is from RefSeq and is a predicted model, not a curated record. NCBI's taxonomy places the organism in Eukaryota, Fungi, Ascomycota, Dothideomycetes, Pleosporales, Pleosporaceae.